Molecule: messenger RNA, 5994 nt
Organism: Gadus macrocephalus (Pacific cod)
Lineage: Eukaryota; Metazoa; Chordata; Actinopteri; Gadiformes; Gadidae
Gene: pth1r
Product: parathyroid hormone 1 receptor
Exons: 13
Coding region: 1113-2732 (539 amino acids)
Biological process (GO): adenylate cyclase-activating G protein-coupled receptor signaling pathway; cell surface receptor signaling pathway; intracellular calcium ion homeostasis
Cellular component (GO): plasma membrane
Molecular function (GO): G protein-coupled peptide receptor activity; parathyroid hormone receptor activity; peptide hormone binding
Source: RefSeq, a predicted model, not a curated record
GGUCAGAAGGGAGCACGAGCCGCUGCCGUCCACAUCUGGAGACGCUUUCUCUCCUCAACUAACUUAAGUUAACUUCCAAUAAGCUCUGCACAGGAAUAGGACUCGUUUGUGAAGUAGCUUUUUUUUGUGCUUCAAGGUAUAUUUGGCUACCCUUAAUAGUAAGUAGUGAUUCUUAAAUCUAAUCUGGCCGUAUUCCGGACUCCCUGCGUUAGCUUCAGCAGUAUGAAUAAACAGUGAGUGUGACUCGGAGGGUUCAUAGCCUACGUUGUGUAGCGAAGUGUAAACUUUGUUGUUGUCCUGCCAAAAGCUGUUUAAUACGCUAACUUCACGAUGCUCUGAGAUACCACAAAGCGAGCCGUGGGCAAAGUAAAUGUCUUGAGUUGACCAGGACGAACUGAGAGUGCCAUAGUCCCAACGUUUCUGAUUCAUUCAGGUUUCUACUAGAACAACGUGUUAUGUGUUCUCCACAUUUCCACUUCUUAUUUGUUACUAUCUGCAGCAUAUGAGACUCUGUUCAACAACUUGCUGCUAAAUAGUCCAUCCCAUCGCUGAUGGGGACAUGAACCGUAUGGACUCCUGUCUCCGAUCCGUGAUGGAGUGAUGGCGUUUUAUUUCCCAGCAUUGACACAACAUUUGGACAAAAAAAAGUCAUUUCGGAGCUAAAGGCUGGGAUAUGGCACACAACGAGGCUCCAUACUGAAGUGUUUAAGUUAGACCGAGGGGAAAUUUAAAAGCCCUAAAAAUACAGCGCUGUUUUUUCCCCCUACAAAGAAUCAUUUGAACUUCCCACCGCAGACCGAGAGCGACAUAAAUAGUUCUGACAUGUGGAUGUAAUUUCAGAAGAAGAAAAAAAGAGACAGAUGCAGAGAAAUAGAGUGAGCACAAUCUGAGGGUAUAGAUUAGAGGGGGGAAAUUUGAGGGCCAAAGUAGAGAUUAUAGAGUUAUGAUUUCACAAGCCACUAUCGGCAUCAAGAGGCCAGAUGCAGGGGACAUGCCUCGUGCCAGUCUGAAGAUAGUUAAGUAGAUUCAUUCGUUUUGAUCUCGCCACCAUCGCCGUUUGUUUUGAGCCCUGAAUCGACUGUUGGAGUUCACAGUAGAGCCUCAAGUCAGGCAUGGGAUCCAAUCUCCUGCUCCACAAUUUGGACUUUCUGCUCAUCUCACUACUCGGCAGUAUAUGUCUGGUGUAUGCAGAUGACGUGCUCACCAAAGAUGAACAGAUAGGCCUCUUGUUCAAAGCCAAGCGUAUGUGCGAGGGAAACAUCAUUUCAAAGCAAAUCUUUCCAGAUGGCUUCUGCUCACCGGAGUGGGAUGGUAUUGUUUGCUGGCCUGAGGGGGCUCCAGGAGAGCUUGUUUCCACGGCAUGUCCAGAGUACAUCCAUGACUUCAACCACCAAGGACUAGCAUACCGUCGCUGUGACAACAAUGGGACAUGGGAGCUGGCCGCCACCAAUAACAAGACCUGGGCCAAUUAUAGUGAAUGUGCAAAAUUCUUCCCUCACUACAACCACAACCAUGAGAAGGAGGUCUUCCAUCGCUUGUACAUCAUCUACACCGUGGGCUACUCCAUCUCUCUGGGCUCCCUCAUGGUGGCUGUGGGAAUACUGGGAUAUUUCCGGCGCCUGCACUGCACCCGCAACUACAUCCACAUGCACCUGUUUGUGUCCUUCAUGCUGAGGGCCAUCAGCAUCUUCGUGAAGGACGUGGUGCUGUACUCGGGCUCCGCCAUGGAGGACAUGGAGAGGGUCACCGUGGAGGACCUCAAGUCCAUCACCGAGGCCCCGCCCGCAGACAAAACACAGUUUAUUGGAUGCAAGGUGGUGGUGACGGUGUUCCUCUACUUCCUGGCCACUAACUACUACUGGAUCCUGGUGGAGGGCCUGUACCUCCACAGCCUCAUCUUCAUGACCUUCUUCUCUGACAGGAAGUAUCUGUGGGGAUUCACUCUUAUUGGCUGGGGGGUGCCUGCCAUGUUUGUGACGGUGUGGGCGAGUGUAAGAGCCACCCUGGCCGACACAGAGUGCUGGGAUCUAAGUGCAGGCAACCUGACGGGGAUCUUUCAGAUUCCUAUCCUAACUGCCAUCGUGGUCAAUUUUGUUUUAUUCCUGAACAUAAUCAGAGUCUUGGCGACUAAACUGCGAGAGACGAAUGCAGGGAGAUGUGACACGCGCCAGCAGUACAGGAAAUUGUUAAAGUCCACCUUGGUUCUGAUGCCGUUGUUCGGUGUGCACUACAUUGUGUUCAUGGCCAUGCCGUACACUGACGUCUCUGGGAUUCCUUGGCAGAUCCAGAUGCACUAUGAGCUGCUGUUCAACUCCUUCCAGGGAUUCUUUGUUGCAAUCAUCUAUUGCUUCUGCAACGGGGAGGUGCAGGCCGAGAUCAAGAAGGCCUGGAACCGCCGCACCCUGGCGCUGGACUUCAAGAGGAAGGCCCGCAGCGGCAGCAACACGUACAGCUACGGGCCCAUGGUGUCGCACACCAGUGUCACCAACGUCACGGCCCGGGGGCCCCUGGCUCUGCACCUCACCACCAGGCUGGGCCCCGGGCCCGUCAACGGCCACCGGACCCUGCCGGGCUACGUGAAGAACGGCUCGGUGUCGGAGAACUCCCUGCCCUCCUCGGGCCAGGAGCUCCACGUCCCGGAGGAGGAGGCCGGCAGCGAGGCGCGGCCCUGUGAGGAGGAGGAGGAGAAGCCCGCUCCCCUGGUGGAGGAGGAGAGGGAGACGGUCAUGUGACCACCUGCUCCUCCUCCUCCUCCUCCUCCUCCUGCUCCUCCUCCUCCUCCUCCUGCUCCUCCUCAUCCUCCUCCUGCUCCUCCUCCUCCUCCUCCUGCUCCUCCUCCUCCUGCUCCUCCCCCUCCUCCUCCUCCUUCUUCUCCUCCGGUUGAGUUUCCAGUCACCGGUUGGUGAGAAAAAGACCUUCACAAAAAAGCCGAUCCAACCUGAACAAACAUUGGCCGGUCUUGUGUUCUCGGGGGUUUGGGGAGAGGAGGACUGCCACCUGGUCACUGCCAACUCCAUUUGCUUUCCAUAUUUGUCGUUAUUUGUCAUGGCGUCCUGUGAAAGAGAGCCAGGACAUUAUGGAUGACUAACCAAGCCCCAGACAAACGUGGGUAUCACUGUAUUCUGGGGACAGCAACAGCCCACUGUCUGUAUUGGCAUGGAAACCUUCCUCGCACCUGCCACGGCGAACGUGUGAAGACUCUACAAAAGCGCCGCUGAUCGCUUAUUACCUUUUCCAAUGCUUCACCGUUCAGACUUCACAGUUUGUUUGUUUUUCUUUUCAUCCUUUUUGGUUGACACAAGGAUUUAAUUCCCCUCACUUUGGCCGACCAAGUAGACGUGAGUCAACAAUUACUUGGCAGAAAGGCUUUUAAAUCCCAUUUGUACAUUAAAGUUGAUCUGGAGUCUGAGGACCGAUGGCGAAGGCGUUUUGUCCGUUUUGUUAUCAUGAGGGAGAGGAACUACAUUAACCGACGUCUAUACUCAGUUUAAGAUCCUUGGAAUGGAACGUCAUGCAAUGACCUAAACACAGGAUGUGCUUCUAUGUAAACACGAAGGUACUCAGGUUGUUAGAAUCCAUUUUGUGUUAGUUUUUUUUUGCACAGAAGUCUUGUGUUAGUCAGCAUUUCUUUGCUAAUUAUUGUCUUAUUUAAGGCCUUAAAUAAAAAACGUUUCCACAAAAAACAAGUCUGCAAAUUAUGUUUUUAUAUGGGGUUUCAUAGUAUUUAAGUAAUUAGUCGUUGUAUAUUUUCAAAGGUGUAAGUAUAUCAGUAUUUAACACCAACCUAGGAAUAUAUCGGUCACGGUCAGUGCCCUGCCAGGGCAACAGAACGGUUGUAUGUACGUACGUCUGAGAGCCAAUUUCUCUCAAUAUUUCCGUAGGGAACCAAAUAACUCAGAGCGGAGGAAAUUGAUUUAUUUUUCUCCUCCUCCUCAAUGGAAUGUUAAUCAAAUGUGGAUUCCAAAGAACUCUCAAAUACCUUUGGAAUUCCAAGACCUAUAUCUUAUGUGGCUAGGAAGGAAAGCAAGAAAUUAACUAGCAUGCCUGAAGUAUAUAUAUAGUACAGUGUUAUGCUGCUUGUAUUUUGUAAAUAUAAUGUAUACAUUUAAAUAGAAGUCACAAUGUUUACAAAGAUCUAAAAGCCGUAGUGUUUGUGAGCUAAAAGUGUUGUGUUUUAUAAAUCUGUUAUCAAGCUAAAUAAGUGUACAUAAGUUGAAGAAAAGUUUUUGGUGUUGCCGGAAUGUUCCAAACUGUACAUAAUCCACAAUACAAAAAUGUGUGAAUAUUUUUAGAGGAAAGGGGUAAUAAAACAUUUAGCUGAAUAUCUGCAAAAUAAUAGUUCUUUCCUCUCUUACUUAUCUGAAUUACAUUCAUGCCAGUACUGUACAGAUGGUAAUCAAUAAAAUGCCUUUGUAAUCCAAAACUCACUGCUUUCCAAAACAUUAGUACAAAGAUGUGUAGCCUUUGACACACUUGCUAUUUGAAUACUGUAUUUUUCCUUCCACCUUCCAUGCAUAUAAUGUUGUUUCUCCUAAUCUGUGUUUUUGUCUUGCAAUUAAUUGUUAGAUGGCCCAGUCUUAAAUUGUUAUGUUUUGUGUAUUUUUGAUUUGUAACAAUGAGUGUGGGUGUUUUGUAAAUGUGUUUACAGUUUAAGGAGCAUUAUCACUUUUACCAAAGAAAGUUACUACCUUUAUUCAGUGUUAUUUACAGUGCCCUGAUUUUUUAUGUCUUAAAAGUUGUUAGGUAACAAUAUCGUCACUUGAGAAGAAAAUGUGUUAAUAUGAAAUAGAAAACCAUGGGUUAUCCCCCCUCCCCCCCACCCCCCAAAAGCAUUUUAUUAAUGGGUUUUGAUGUCAUCCUGAUCACUGACAAGUUAGUGUAACUUUGAUUUGGUUCUGCUAUACGAGGACAACCGUUGCUUGGCACAAACUAUAAUCUUGGUCUUUCUGCUUCUUGUUUGCAUGACACGGGGAACGAAAGGAUGUUCCUCUCACUUUUAUUCACACUUUUGUUUGCCUGAAGCCGAGGGUGUCACUGUUAGAAGAAGCCAGCCGUUCAGCCCUUCAUGGUGACAGUUUGUUGUGUCCACCAUGACCCUUCUGCUGGCCUCCCCCUGACUCCGCUACCGUUUCUAUUUUGGUUCUCACCCAUUGGCUAUUGGUCCACACGGUAAAGUCGGCUUAAGCCCAAUGUGCGCUUGGCUCACAAUACGCUGCGAUGGGAAAUAAGAUGUGACUGCCUAUCAUGGGAACAUCCAAUAAGCUAUGAGUCUUAAGAUGGCAAAAUCCAUUAUGAGGAAACUUCCUUAUUCAGCUUUUUAGCGCCUUUAAGGUCUCUAACGUGAACUUAGAGGUCUUUGCAAGUGAUUAAGAUGUAUGAGGAGAAAGGAAACCAGAUUUGUAGCUAUUGCUGCUUGCUAGUGCUAAUGUGUAGAUACUAUUAUCCCGGUCUAUGGGGGCUGAGGCCGUGGCAGGUCAUAUGCGUCUAUGGUGAGAGUUGGCAAGGUUACACACCCCAGACUAAUCUUAAAUCUCAUGUAAGGAUAAAAACGAGACAAAAUGACAGUAAACCGUACAUUCAACCCUUGUUAUUCUUUAGAAAGGAAGAAACAUUUUAAAUGAAGCACUUUAAUGAACUACAAUACAGUAUUCUGUUUUCGAUGUACUUUGUAAAUUGAUUGUGUUUUGGAUUCAAGUGUAUAACGGCAAAUUGUCAUAGAGCUAAGGUUAUAGCAAUUGUUUCAAAUACCUCUCAUAGAAUAAAAAGUUGGUUUUCUUUAUUUAUAUCAUACUAAAAUAUAUAUAUAUAUACAUUCAUUGUUCAUAAAUAUGAUUUUGCUUCUGAUAUGUGGAGAAUGUUUGCAAGAGACCAUUGCUUGUUUUAUAGUCGAUUGUUAUUCAGGCAAGUUAAUAAUGUACAUGUACAUUUGGAAUCAAACAAAAUGGUGUUUGCUGUUUGUGUAUUGAAAAUAACACAAUAAAUAUACAAAUUUGA